Molecule: messenger RNA, 639 nt
Organism: Aspergillus puulaauensis
Lineage: Eukaryota; Fungi; Ascomycota; Eurotiomycetes; Eurotiales; Aspergillaceae
Exons: 2
Coding region: 1-639 (212 amino acids)
Source: RefSeq, a predicted model, not a curated record
AUGACCCCCACAACAUCAUGGCCCUCCCUCCUCCUCAGUUUCACCCUCCUCUUCUCCCCCCUGGCAACCUCAAUCCCCAUCCCAGUCCCAGCCAAGGACUCCAAUUGCAACAACCUGAACCCUAGUUCGAGUCCCGAAACAGGGCUCCAGCCUCGAUCUCCGAUCCCUGACCCUCGCAUGAUCCCAAACCAAACAGACGGCGUUGCAAGAAUCCUGGCCGGACUAGGCCUACAGAAGUUGGCCAGUCUCAACAAGCUGGAUCCGGAGGACGACGCCGAGAAACAGAAGCAGGAGCAGGAGCAGGCGGAAAAAGAGCAAGAUGCUGCUCCGAUUGAUGACAGCCAGAGCAAUACCCCGACUGUGACGGCUCACGACAACAAGCCUACCGGUAGUCAGCCUGUCAAUAGCCAGACUACCCAGACUACCCAGUCUAGCCAGCCCAGCCGGACGGAGCCGGUGCACGGAAACAACACACAGGCACCGGAGAGCGCGAAGCCGAAGGACAGUGGGAAGGCGAAGGACCUGAACACGUUGGAUCCAGCGACCAACACCGACGAUUACCUGCAAAGUCUAUUUGAGAGACUGAGGGCCAAGAUUCGUGAGGCAUUCAACAGCAGUGAUGAGGUUACGCUGCAUUAG